AUGAUUUACAAUACCAACGCUCUGUUUAAAGAGACACCCUUCGAUUUCGGCCAGGUUGACUUAUGUGAAGGCUUUGAACUUAGCCAGCAAAGCUUCAGAAUGUUUAAUGACUUCCCUUCAGUUUGAGAGCUAGACCCUAAUGAAAUUAUUGAGAAGAAAUGCAUGAGGGAAGAUCCUUUUGAUAACUUAUUUGGAACUUCUUCACUGCAAGAGAAAUUGUUUGAAGAGACUAUUGGCUCAAGCAAGAAACAGUUCUCGUUCAGCACACAGGAACUUAUGAACGAGAGUGAGUCCAAAGAAGCCCAAGAUGCAUCUUUAUCUGAGGAAGUUAAACAAGAAGAGCUUGUUAAGGAAGAGGAUUUGAAGAAGAAAUCCCCUAAGAAGAGGUCUAAGAGGCCAAAAAUUACUCAGAAAGUCAAAUCUUUCGAUAACAGGACUAGGUUUUGCAAAAAGCACGAUAGAGAGAUGUUCCUUGUCCUGAACAGGCUUUGCAAGGAGUCUCAGACCCUCCUCUCUGAGUUUGAAGGCACUGACUUCCCACUUACAGAUAAGCUGAUGCAGAUUCUUGAACAACUGAUUACUGAAAUCAAGUGGAGAAAGAGCAGAAAAAUGCAACUUUUGAAGAGAAUUAGAAAGCUCAUAAUGGUUAAAACAUUCUCAACUAGAGACCUCAAACUAUUGCAUACUCUUGUCUUACAACAUCAGAAAAAGAUAGGGUUCAUUGAUUACGAGUCAAUGCUAUAUUAUUUCCCAGGCAAGACUCCUGAGAUGCUCUCUUCUGUCUAUGAACCUUCUAAAAAUUCUUCUUAA
Messenger RNA from Moneuplotes crassus, 810 nucleotides. NCBI's taxonomy places the organism in Eukaryota, Ciliophora, Spirotrichea, Euplotida, Euplotidae. The record is from the annotation of a GenBank genome assembly.